This is a messenger RNA of Saitoella complicata NRRL Y-17804, 3693 nucleotides long. RefSeq lists its product as uncharacterized. The record is from RefSeq and is a predicted model, not a curated record. Bases 49 to 3603 code for a protein of 1184 amino acids. Lineage: Eukaryota; Fungi; Ascomycota; Saitoellomycetes; Saitoellales; Saitoellaceae. The transcript has a single exon.
ACCCAUAUACCAACACGGCCACCGCCCGCAACACGCUAUCAACAGCAAAUGUCACUACCUCUACCAUAUUCCUCCCCAGCUCUCACAAAUGCAAAGGGCAAUGUAGGCCGCGCCCGCUCGAAACGAUGGGCGGAGGCUCCGACGCCGUCAUAUGAGGGCGACGAUUAUUGGAGUGGGAGUGAGGAUGAGUAUGAAAUGGAUCGCGACGAGAAAGAGAGGGAGAGGUGGGAAAGUUCCGCGCCGGCGACCCCGGAUAUUGGAUUAGGGAUUGAGAGCGCACAACAAUGCGAACAAGUGUCACGAGGAGUGAGCCAGAAGCGGAGGCAGAGUUCGAGUGAUCAGCGCGUACGAGAAAUAGAAACGAAUCCGUGGGAUGCGCAGGAUGCGACGGAGCCGGAGAGGUAUGCGCUUCAUGAUGCGCCGAUGGUUACGCCGGGUACGGAGAUUGAGGAGCCGGUACCGGUUGUCGCAGCUGUGGAGACUCUACCAACGAGCGCGGACGAGGUUAGAUAUCAGGCCUUUGUCAACGCACAUCCAGAAACCAGCACCGAGGCAACCAUCUCCGGCCCGAUUACGAGCGCAGAUCCAGAACCAGGACCGUCAGCAUCGGCAACGCCAACACAAGUAAACACGCGGCCCGAAGCUACAGUUGUCAGUUACGACGAAGAUGAAGAGGCGCCAACUCAUGAAACCGAAAAUAGGGCCAUGACUGGCACCAAGGCUGCAAAUAGGAUGAGUAUCCACGAGAUGCUUCGUGCGAAUAUGACUCCAGACGAUAGUUUCAUGACUGACUACACCGAGGAGAACGAGGAAUCUCAGACAAUCACGCACGGAGGAGACAGCGCGGUUGAUCCUGGAACUGUCUAUGGUGACAUCCUACCUGCAGCGUUACACCUAGCCCCCGUAGCCAUCGAAGCGCCUACGCAACCCGGAUCCGCAUGUACCACGCUGGAAUCAGCAGGCAGCGAACAAGACCAACAGACACCACGGCUGCCUCAGGUCACACACGCUCCUCUGCCAAGCACCACACCCACUUCUAUAACUACUCAACAACCCUCUGAAGCAAAUACUGCGCAAGAGCAACCCUUGAGCUUUACCGCACCACCACCCCCACCAAUCCCCACCUCUCCCUCGCCCCCAACCGAUCCAAAUCUCCAACGCGGACAAACCGUUAACCUCGCCGCACAAGGCUGGAAGAAACGCGCAGAGGCGUUGAGGAGGGUUGUUAAGAGUCCGACGGGGAGUGAAGUGAGCGGGGCGAACGAAGGUAAGGAGAUGAAGGAGGUGGUUGUCACGAAUGUGGCGGAUAAGCCUGAAAUGGGGGAGAUGGAGAACGGGGAAGUGCAUGAGACGGACUGGCGAGAGGGAGGCCAGCUCGAGGAGGAGUUGGAUGAGGCUAUGGCUGCGUUAGUGGUCGACGCCAUACCGGCCUCGGUAUCACCUCAGUCGGCGGAGACUCCCAUUGCUUACUCAGAGCGGAAACCGACGCCAGUCCAUUGUGGCAUAGCUUCUCUCGUCAGCAACGUCUCAGCCCUGAAACUCGGAACACCGAUUGGUGAGGUACCACCUAUUCUCGCACACCCACCAACCGCGGACGACGCACCUCCGCCUCCCCCGCCACCAAAAGACGACUUCGUGUCUUCACCCUUAGCCCUGCCUCAUAUCACGACGACAGUGGCCCAUGCCGUACACACGCCCGAACCGUCCUCAGCUUCCUCCCCCGAAGCCUACACCCCAGGCGAAGUCGACCGUCUCGCGAACGAGAUCUUAUCCGGUAUGGGCUCUCCGGGAUCUGAUGAGCGAUACGUGACGGCAGUGGAGCCUAUUACGCCUAUGGAUGGCUUGGGUGUGCUGGCGUUGGAGGCACCGAGGCCAUUGACGCCGAGGGUUGGGGGUGUGGAGGGGUUUGAGAGGACGCCGAAGGCGCGGCAAGAGGAGGGGUUUGGGCUGGAGGAGGAGCGUGAAGUGGUUGAGGAUACGCCGAGGGCGUCGCAGGGUGCGUUUGAACACGUAGCUCCUGCUUUGGAGGAUUCAGGGGCAGAGGUUGGGGCUGCUCAGGUUAGUAGGAUGAGCGGCUUCAGCGCGCCGGAUUCUGCACUCCUGGAAGACGUUGCCACGGUUGAGGCAUUCCUUUCCCAAACCGCCGAACCCGAACUCGAAAUCCCCACCUCGCCCAACCACGAUGACCCGGAACAACUCAUGUUCGGCGACGAUGCGGUUAAUCGACGGUUGAGUCGGCAUGUUCGGGAAGGUGCUGGGUUUGCGUUUCAUGAGGAUCUUUCUGAAGUCGUUGUGGGACAAGGACAAGACGAGGAGCCGAUGCCGUUGGAGGAAAAGAGGAAGACGAUGGAUUUCAGUGAGGGGAUGUGGGUGAAGACACCGGUUGGUGAAACACCGCCGUUAGUGCAGGAUGAGAACAGAGAUUUGGGGUUCGAGGCAGCGGACGGGGAAAGGGCGACGGAGGAUGUGGAACAGCCUGUGGUGCCCGUGCCGGAGAAGCCGUUACAUGUGUAUCGGAGUAUGUUGGAUAUAGGUGAGGCGGCGGCGAGUACCGUCCCGGAGGUCCCCGUGCGGAGAAGCGUGUUGGACAUUGGGGAAGCCGGUACGACUGCACCGCCUGUGUUGGCGCCUGUUGCUAUCUCCGUUUCAUCUUCUCCUGAACCAGUACCAAGCGCUGCAGCUCGAGAAUUAUCACCAGAACCGGAAUUGAUGCCUCCUCCCACCCUUACCCGCAAAGCUACAGUCCAUCUUGUUGGACAGAACGUCAACCUCGCGUAUCACCGGCUACAACCUGCACCGCAAUGCACUGCAUUCAAGGAUAUCAAAGAUUCGACGAACCCACGAGAACGUAUCGCGGAGUUGAAGCAACGGAGGCAGGCAAUGAUUGACUUGCCAAAUCCGCUGCAAGAGUGGGUGAGAGUCACCUCAACAAAGCAUGUUGCCGAAGGCGCAAGACCGGGGAGUGCGGCUGGUUCGAGUACGAUGGUUCUUAGCCCGUCUACGAGUACUUUCGAGCGAUCGAAAUCUCGUGGGCUGGGUUCGUUACCGUUGGGCUCGACAGCGACGCUUGGGACUGUGACGAGUUCUAUUAGCGGAAGCAAGCUCAUCGGUAAGUCGAAAGGAUUCUUCUCGACUAUGAAGAAAGAAGGGAAGAAGAUUGGACACGCGGUCAAGAGCGAGCUUGGGGGGACAGGUAGCAGCAAGAGUAUGAGCGUGCGAAGAAGCAGUGGUUUGUUCAAGGAUUUGAACGCGAAGAAGAUUGAGAGUGCAGGGGUGCAGCAGAAUGGUGGACUGGUUUCGAGGAUGAACUCGGCUUUGCCCGAGCGGCCUUCAAGUCGGGCUUCGACGUCGCGGAAUAGUAUCAUCAGUCUGGGUGGCAGGAGACGGAGUUUGCUGGGGAUUCUCCCGAUCCUGAACGCGUCACAAUCACGCUUGCCGAGUCCGCCUCUAGACGAGGUAUUCGAAGCGAAGUUGGAGCGGAUACAGGAAGUGCUACCGCAUAUGCAACGGGAGGAUCUGAUUAAGGCACUAAAGGAGGCUGACGGGGAUGAGACGAGAGCUGUGGGUGCUGCGGUGUUGAUGUCGGGGAGGACUGGGUUUUAGAGAGACUUUUUGCAAAUGGAGCUGGGCUUUGUUGUUGGCGUUUUUGUGAUCUCGUAGCAUAGGAUUCUAUUUCAAGUAUUAUCGCUCUCA